Messenger RNA from Darwinula stevensoni, 531 nucleotides. The record is from the annotation of a GenBank genome assembly. Lineage: Eukaryota; Metazoa; Arthropoda; Ostracoda; Podocopida; Darwinulidae.
AUGGAUAGAAAAUCUUCCUUCGCCAUCUCUCAUCAUCCUGUGAUCAUGUCUCCCGAUGCAUUCAUUCCCAUCCCAUCCACCCGAGAUGAGCACAUGCUCAUUGAAGAGUGCGACUGCAUGACUCUGGAGAGGAACCGGAAUAUUCGUCCAAGACUCAGUGCUGAAGUCCAGGCCUACUUCCCGGGGAUUUCCCACCCCUCCCAUGAGGAAAAGAGAGUCUUGAAUGACAAUUCCCGUGGUAUCAUCAACGAGGAAUGGAGGGGGAAUGCGGAGCACCUCAUCCCAUUGGUAGGGGGCCUCAUGGGGAUCCUUCUCCUCCACAUGGAGGAUCUCCACUUCCUCCCCUCUGCAGUGAAUGAGUUUGCCGAAGAGAUGAGAGAGGACGGUGGGGGAGGAGGCCUCGACGCUCCAUCUCCCACCAGAGUCCCAACCGGCUUUGCGCUACUUGAUGAGCUCCGCUGUCGACGAUGAAGAGAGUACGGAUGGCUCGGGAGAUCCCCUCCACCACCCAAGGGUCUUCAACUCCCACGC